AUGGCUUCACCAAACGCGGCGCUAUCCGCUGAUGCCCAAGCACAUUCAUCUCCCAGCUCCAAACGCAUGUCGAUACAGCGUUAUUCAAAGUUCAAGGAGCGCUCUUUUAUUACCUCCAAAAAUGAGCAUAUACCGCUUCUUGAAUCCCUCUCCCAGAGCCCCCGGAUCGUGCUCCUCGGCGACUCCAUGAUUGAGCGCAUGCAGACUACCGGUCAAUGCACAAGCCUUGAACCCUGGCCGUCCGCUUCUCUGCUUGACGAUGCCCAUCUCGAAUCAGAACGCACAAAGGAAUGUCCAUACCAAAGGCUUGAAGGAGUUUUCUAUGCCGGCGUGGGUGGUGACAAGUACGAAAACAUCUUGUACCGUCUUUACGGCGAUGAGGAGCGGCAGUUGCCGGGGCUGGUGGAUGCGCUGAGGCCGCCCGACAUUAAGCUUUGGUUCAUACAUGCGGGGACCAACAAUCUUCACCCAAAGCGCGGCCUCCCUGCCGCCAGCGUCGAGGUUUUGCGACUUGUGCUAGAGACAAUAUUGGCCAUUUCGGCAUCCGAAACAAGGAUACUGCUCAGCGGGCUGUUUUACCGUGCAGAUGUAGCGGAUCAAUUGGUGGAUGAGGCAAACACUAAGCUGGAAGAUUUGGUGGCCUCGAUAAAUGAUGACGCCAAGACGGAACCUCGACUCUUCUUUAUACGAGCGCCAGACAGUGUGCGGAUAGAGGUCGAUUUAGAAGAUCACGUUCAUUUGAAUGCGAAAGGAUAUCGUUUGUGGUUUGAAUAUUUGCUGCCGAAACUAGCAAUUUAUUCAAUAUAG
Messenger RNA from Pestalotiopsis fici W106-1, 807 nucleotides. RefSeq lists its product as uncharacterized. The transcript has a single exon. The record is from RefSeq and is a predicted model, not a curated record. Bases 1 to 807 code for a protein of 268 amino acids. NCBI's taxonomy places the organism in Eukaryota, Fungi, Ascomycota, Sordariomycetes, Amphisphaeriales, Sporocadaceae.